This is a messenger RNA of Aspergillus heteromorphus CBS 117.55, 1983 nucleotides long. RefSeq names its product putative heat shock trehalose synthase. NCBI's taxonomy places the organism in Eukaryota, Fungi, Ascomycota, Eurotiomycetes, Eurotiales, Aspergillaceae. The record is from RefSeq and is a predicted model, not a curated record. The coding region runs from base 1 to 1983 and encodes 660 amino acids. The transcript is spliced from 6 exons.
AUGAGCAUAGUUAGUUCAAGUUACAACGCAGAUGCUUGGUCUGGCAGACCACUCAAUGUCAUCUACAUUGGAAUUUCGGAACUUAUCUGUGACAAUACUGGCGGAAGAGUUGCAAUUGCCAUCCGGAAUUUAACAGAUCUCGUUGACUUCUUCGUGUGUUCUUGGCACGUUCCCCGUUCCGAUGUAUCGGACCAUGCAACCGGCGCGAUAAUCGCAGAGCUGAAAGAAUACAGAGAAAAGCAUGCGGAGAAAAUAGUCAGCGCUGCUGUUCACCAAUCUCUUGCUUCCGGAUGUCCAUCAUUAUGCUCGCGGUUGUGGAGCGAGCUUGACAUUGUGCCCUUGGUACUCGAACAUAAGGACCGUGAAAGACAACAUACCGAUAAAGGCGAGCUGGCGACCUUUGCCGGGUGGUACAGGAAGGAACUCGAUGAACGGGCAGAUUCACUGGUGCGAAAGUGCAUACGAUCCUUCGGCAUUGGCCAUGUACUCCACAAUCAUAUAAACUACGAUGGCUCAGUGGACGUAGAUAGAGGCUACCACGUGCAUCUUGCUUGUCUAGAAGACUACAAGAAGACGGUCGAACCUGCAACGUGGUCUGUGGCUCAACAUUAUGCCCAAGACCUGAGGGAAAGGAAGGUGAAGGUCGCCUUUUUCAGUAUGACGUGCCAGGGCAAACCCGACGUUCCUACGCGGCAUGCUCUUGCACGGUUCAGCAACAGGCUCGGAGCUCAAGUCAAAUGGUUUGUGCCGAAGCCUCGACCAGGAAUGGUUCCUCUCAUCAGGAAGAUGCAAGACACCUUGGAGGGACUAGGUAAUCCACUGUCGGAUAUUACUGUUAAUGAUGAGUUGUUGAUCCUGGACUUUGCCUACGCUAACGCGAGAAGGCACUGGCUGCGCCAGAACGGGCCCCUUCGGUCUCGCGCGGAGGGGGGCGUCGAUAUAGUAAUUGUUGACAGUGCGCCACUUUUGACAUUGGCUCUACUUUCAAAGCAGCAAGAUCCCGGGCGGCCUGUCAUAUUUGAGAAUAGCCUCCACAGUCAAGGAGACCCGCUUCAGGAUCACAAUAGCCCGCAAUCCCGAGCAUGGGACUAUAUCCGAGCCAGGUUAGCUCACGUUGAUCUGCUAGUCUCGCUACUUCCGAAGGGACUUGCGCCACGUGUUAUGCCUGAGGAAAAUGUCGGCUACAUACAAUUUUCCGUUGACCAACUUGAUGGUCAGAACAAGUCUUUAACUGGCUGGGAUAUCGGCUUCUAUGGAAGGGAGUUCAGCUCCAUUUCUAGAAAUCUGCAGAUGUCUAUUAUACGCUAUCCAGAAGAGCAAUAUAUCCUUCAUCUAUCCCAGUUUAGACCCGGUGACGGUACCCUUUGCCUUCUUCACUCGUAUCAGAAGUUCUACGACACAUGUGUCAAGGAGCGUCCGGGACAGCCGGUUCUGAAGUUGUUGAUUUGUCACCGUGGUCCCUCCCGUACCCCAGAAAGCUCCUCUUUCUACGAUGCGGUCAUAUCUCAAAUCAACAGCAGCGAGAGCCUGUCUGCGUCCGUUUGCAUCAUUCCAAUCGGCGCUGCGGACCAAAUGUGGAACGCCCUGCUUAUAAACGCAAGAGCGCUUGUGCAGCUGUCCACAUUGCAUGGGACCCCUGAAAUGCUCCUCGGAGCCAUUCAAAAGGGGACACCGAUCAUUACUACCAGAGAUGCAGAGUUGCUCCCUUUCAUGCAGGAAUCAGACCAUACCAUACUAGUCGACAAAGAGGAUAAGAGUGCCAUAGCUCGGCAUCUUUCUCGUAUCUUUAGUGAUGAGGAACUUUCUCAACACAAGGCAGCGCCUGCGUUGAAGAGACUUCCUGAUGAGUACACUACUGUCGGGAAUGCAGUGAGCUGGUUAUAUCUGGCAUCAAAACUGUCUCGAGGGGAUAACUUCGAGCCUCGGGGUAAAGAUAUCUAUAAGCUGGCCCGAGAGGAGGCGGGCUAUAACGCAGGCGAUUAA